GAUUAUCAAAAACUAUUUUAUUAAUACUAGGUGUGAAACUUACAAACAAUAGAGAAUAUUUCAAUGCUUCAUUCUUGAACUUGACAAAAUCCUACACAUACUAUGAGCACCAUAUAUCGAUCUCCAGCAGAAGCAAUAUACUCAAAUAGACAAAGACAAUCAGUCAACCAUUAAAACAAUAGUAGAAACACUUUAAUCAUCACUCCUCUAUUUCAUCCUUAAAAUGGCUUGAUUUCUCUGUGCUUGAAUGUCCACUCAUUUGGAGCCCUGCAAUGUAAACUUAAUUGGUAUUGUACCCUCGAAGCAUAUGACAGCAUGACUUUGAAGUGUCCACUCCAUGCCUAUCCAAAUAAGAGAGUAUUAAAAUAAUGUUAUAAUUUAUCAUGCCCCGCAAGUGAGGGAGUCCAGGAAGGAUCCCAAGCUUGGACCGAUGAGAGAGAAACUAAUCCUUGCAAUGGCUUUUGUGAGUGUAUCAGCUAAUUGAUCAUGAGUGUAUCAACUUGUUCACGAACAAAAUGAAAAUCAAUGGCAAUAUGUUUCAUGCGUGAGUGGAAUAGGCACAUACAUAGGUGGCACUAACAUUGUCACAUAGAUGUGUUGGAAUGUCACGAAGAGAUAGAUGGAGCUCGCGGAGAAGAUUAACAAGCAAAAGUAGUUCGGAUGUAGUAGAGGCUAUGGCACGGUAUUCGGCUUCGGUGGAGGAGCGGGCAACCGUACUUUGCUUUUUAGAACUCCAACUAAUCGGGUUACGGCGCCAGCCCAAUCAGGAAGGCGUGAAGUUUAAGAGGGGGUAUGAGCGAGAGGAAAAUACCAUAAUGAGUGGUUCCACGCAAGUAUGGAAAUACCCCAGCUUGCCCAUGUUUGGAGGUAGGGCAGUGCAUAAAUUGGGCGAGUUUGUUGACUAUGAAACUGAUGAGCAUAACGUGGGGAAUCAUAGUUACAUGGAGAUGAGCUAGUGGG
Messenger RNA from Cuscuta europaea, 960 nucleotides. Lineage: Eukaryota; Viridiplantae; Streptophyta; Magnoliopsida; Solanales; Convolvulaceae. The record is from the annotation of a GenBank genome assembly.